AGGAGGGAUGGGAGUCGAGAAAGGUAAGCGAAGAAAGAAAAGGGGAGAGAGGUCGAGGUGGGGAGAGAGAGAGAUUGGGAUGGGAGUCGGGAAGGGGAAGGGCGUCAAAAGAAGGAAAAGAGGAAAGGGAGAAGGGAGCCGGGAGGAGAAAGGUCGCAAUGGACGGAUAGAGAAGGUCGGAGGCGAUGGAUGGGAAGGGGGCGAGAUCGGGAUGGGAGUCGGGAUAUGGUCGGGAUGGGGAGGGGAAGAGGUCGGCAGGGGGAGAGUUCGGGAUGGGAGUCGGGAGGAGGGAGAGGUCGGGAUGGGGAGAGGUCGGGAUGGGGAGGGGAAGUGGUCGGGAUCGGAGUCGGGAAGGGGAAGGGCGUUGGAAUAAAGUCGGGAUGGGGAGGGGGAAAGGUCAGGAUGGGGAGGGGAAGUGGUCGGGAUCGGAGUCGGGAAGGGGAAGGGCGUCGGAAUAUGGUCGGGAUGGGGAGGGGGAAAGGUCGGGAUGGGAGUCGGGAGGAAGGAGGGAUGGAAGUCGGGAUGCGGGAAAGGAGGGAGAGGUCGGGACGGGAGUCGGGAGGAGGGAGGGUUGGAAGUCGGGAUACGGAAAAGGAGGGAGAGGUCGGGAUCGGGAGGGGAAGUGGUCGGGAUCAAAGUCGGGAAGGGAGAGGUCGAGAAUGGAGAGAGAAGUAAGCGAAGCAAGGAAAGGGGGAAGAGGUCGGAAUGGGGAGGAGGAGAGGAGCGAAGGAAGGAAAGGGGGAAGAGGUCGGAAUGGGGAGAGGGAGAGGUCGGGAUGGGAGUCGAGAGGAGAAAGAUCGCGAUGGACAGAUAGAGGAGGUCAAAGACGACGGAUGGGAAAGGGGAGAGAUCAAGAUGGGAGUCGGGAUAUGGUCGGGAUAGGGCGGGGGAGAGGUUGGGAUGGGAGUCGGGAGGAGGGAGGAAUGGAAGUCGGGAUACGGGAAAGGAUGGAGAGGUCGGGAUGGGAGUCGGGAGUCGAGAGGGAUGGAAGUCGGGAUACGGGAAAGGAGGGAGAGGUCGGGAUCGGGAGGGGAAGUGGUCGGGAUUGGAGUCGGGAAGCGAAAGAGAAGGUCGGAGGUGAUGGGUGGGAAGGGGGGGAGAUCGGGAUGGUAGUCAGGAUAUAGUCGGCAUGGGGAGGGAGAGAGGUCGGGAUGGGAGUCGGGAGGAGGGAGGGAUGGAAGUCGAGACACGGGAAAGGAUGGA
Messenger RNA from Chara braunii, 1203 nucleotides. Lineage: Eukaryota; Viridiplantae; Streptophyta; Charophyceae; Charales; Characeae. The record is from the annotation of a GenBank genome assembly.